GGCUGGCAUCCGAAUCAAGCGCUUUUAGGCAUUUAAAAGUGUGCUGAUUAUUUUGCAAAUGAUGUGCAUUUUGCGUCGUGUCACUUCAGUGUAUAUGUUAGUAGUUUUUUACGGUGAAAUGCAGGCGUGUUCUUGAAGAUGGACCGUAGCCGAUUUCGGUCGGAUUCCGGGUCUUAGCAGGUGGCUAGCUCGCUAGCGCCAGGCGGCGUCCCUCCUUCUUGUUUCAAAGUAUCGAUUUAAGUUUAAUUCUUCAGGGUUACAUUUUCGUUACAAGGCAUUUUAUUGUCACAUGAAAACUCUUAAAAUUAAGUGCUGCAUGCAGACGUGAUUGAAAAUGAUAGCAAUAAAAUAUUUAAUUGAACAAGCAGUUGGACUAAAGCAAGGCUGUUGAAGGCUGCAGUUAGACAUUAACUGCAAUACAACUAGAUAUCUACAUUAUCAAACAAAACCCAACGCCCUUAUUAAGGGCGGACACAGACGUGCGUUUUGAUCAUUUCUACUUUUUAUGAUCCCGGUUAAUAAUGGUUUUUAUUCGUUUUUCACAAAUGUAUUUGCAGGAUUUCGUUGCUUUAAAAAAAUAUUAGCACCAAACGUUCUGUUUAUCUGCUACUAGAUUCAUCAGUUGAACCCCGAGGUGCUGAUAUGGUGCGUAGUGCAAGUGUUUUGCCCGUUGAGAUCUGUAUGUCAGGAUAAGUAUAUACGUAACAAUCAUAAAAUAAAUUAAUGGUCCGGAGAUGAUGAUACAUUUAACUUAAAUGUAUUCGCUGGAUUUUAAAGCUUUUCUUUUUCCUGUUGAUCCAACCUGUUGAUUGUGCUGGUGGGAUGAUAGAUACGGAAGAGCCUUUAUAAUAGAGGUAACUUUACACUCUCUCGGUUGAAUAAAAUACCCUGGUAGCCAUUCUGGGGAGAAACCCAUCAUGUUUCACUUACGCUUUUACAGAAGAUUAAAUAGCGUUUCCAUUUAAUAUGUUAGAGAUCUUUUUUAUUUGUUUGUUAUUUAAAAAGCUUUAAUUAGCGGUUAUUGUAGGGCAAUUAUAGAACUAAUUACAGAUCAUAACUUUAAACCUGAACCAUCACAAGUUUUAAGCGUAUUACGGCUUUAGAGAUAAUAUUGAUUAUCUUGGUGUCGUCAAACUGAACCGAAAACGUUUCUGCCUGUAUCUCUGAGCAUUUCCCAUUUUUGGCAAAGGUAGUUUGAAGGUGGUGCAUUGCGCAAGCGAAAUGUCUGUGGCGUACACUUCCUGUUCUCAAAAUGUGCUUGCAGCAUCUUACUGAAACAAGACUGACCACAGAGAGACCUCAGACAUGUUGUGUAUCAUCACAAAGCAGCGCUAGAACCUUUAUAAAUGUCUUCUUUAAAUUCCGAUAGCUCGGCUUGUAUUCUGUAUGUCUGCUCAUCCCCAGCCAUGUGUUACAGUCCACUUUUUUUUUUUUUUGGUGGUGUAAGAUGACGUAUUUGCGAAAGGCCUUCAGAGCAGAACCUGUUAUCAUUUUCAUCCUUAUGUUCCUCAUCUUCUGGUGGAGAGGUUGAACAGACCCCCCCCCCAUACAGACACACACACCCACAGUCGAUUUUCAUUGCAAAUGCUUGUCUGUGCUUGGAUUUUCACGCAUGUGUAUGUACAGUAUGAGCUCACUAUUAAAUAGCCAGGGCCUAGAUUCCCGGCAGGCAGACAGACGGACGGACCCGAGGCGAAUUGUGGACAGCACAGCUUCUUCCUCUGUAUGUUUAGCAUCACAGCUCUCCUAAAGUACAUCAGUUCUGUUAGCCACGCCCCACACUCUGCUGUGUACACAGCCCACAGGUCAGAAAGGACGCAGUAGCUUGACUCACUCGACUGCUGACCCAGUCAGGCAUUGCGAGAUCGCUCUUCCCACCUAGAGCGAAGUUGUUGCAGCCGUCCCAGGCGGCAGCGGAGUCGGCAUGACGGAGUUCUGGAUCUGCUUCAGCUGCUGUGUCGCAGAGCAGCCGCAGCCGAAGAGGCGACGGCGGAUAGACCGGUCCAUGAUUGGGGAGCCCACGAACUUUGUCCACACCACACACGUGGGCUCUGGGGAUAUGGGCUUAGGACUGUCAGCAGUGGAUUCUCUACAGAACCAAAUGAAAUCAAAAGGGGGCUAUGGAAAUACAGAAUCUGUCCCACAGUGACCAAGGAAAGGACUUCAUUCUAAAGAAAAGCCAUCUGUCAGUGUCGAGACCCAUCAGCAUUGUAGCUGUGUGCUCCAGCUGCCAUUUUUGGAUAAUUGCCUUUUUUUUUAAAUUAAAAUUUUAUGUUAACUACGUAGGAUUAAUAGUUGACGUCCGUUUUAAGCUGUAAAAUGAUUUCAUUAAUACAUCCGCGCUGUAAAGAAGGACAUCAUUUGCUGUUUGUGUGUGAUUGUAUAGCAUCAUCAGAAGGGGAAUAGACUUAAAAUAUAUUUUUUUAAGAUUGAUAUGAGUGCAUGCGGAAGCUUCUGGCAUCCUGCACAGGGUUCAGGAGGAUGAUGAGUGUUGGGAAUUCUCCACCUUCCCCUUUCUCUUAUUUAUUUGCUGUUGCAGGUUUUUUAAAAAGUAUAUUGGAAAAAAAUCUAUUUUCCUCAGUCAUUUGCCUUGAGUUUCUCCAGGUGUAUCAGUCUUUUGUAGAUGUAUAGUUUCAAAAAAGUUUUACAUGAAUUCACUGUGAUGAUAUGAUUGAUUGCAGAUGAUAUAUAAUAUACUUAUGUAAUGGAGAUGACCACAUCCGUGUCAUUUUUUGAUUGCAAUCCCACUGUUUAUACUCAAAUGGAAUUAUUUUUUUCCAGAAUAUUUUAUUCAUAAUAAAGAUCAAGAAAAUUGA
Paramormyrops kingsleyae is the source of this 2816-nucleotide messenger RNA. The record is from RefSeq and is a predicted model, not a curated record. NCBI's taxonomy places the organism in Eukaryota, Metazoa, Chordata, Actinopteri, Osteoglossiformes, Mormyridae.